AUGUUUAGAUCACUUCGACCUCAAUUAAGCUUGAGCUCUGCUUUAAUACGGCCUUCUAUUACAAGUUCAUUUCGUACUACAAGCCGGCAAUUCAAGUCAUCAACUAUACAACUCAAGUUGUUUGGGAAAAGCAAACAUGAAUCUAAACCUAUUGUAAAUAACCAUAUAAAUUCAGUUACUCAACCAGACGCAAAUUCCACCACAAUCGAACAACCAACGAGUGCCAGAGAUGAUACACAACAAAAGGGAGUCACCGAACAAGAUUUCAAGACUCAUCCAAUAUUGAAAAGAGUUCCCAAAUUUCUUCGAAAUUAUGCUUCCAAAUUUGUCAAUGCUCCAUUCUCACAUUUAAUAGCAUUCAUAGUGUUACAUGAAAUGACAGCUAUAGUUCCGUUAUUUGGAAUAUGGUAUUAUUUACAUCAACAUCCGGGAUAUAUACCAUUAGAUUUACCACAAUGGGCUAUAAGUAAAGGAGCAAAGGUAAUGGAUUCAAUGAUGGGUAAAAUUGAUUGGAAUCUAAAUACUGCUGAUAAAUUCAGUGUUAUUGUUGAAGGUGCAUAUGCAUUCACAAUUGUUAAAUUUUUAUUACCUAUUAGAAUAGUUAUAAGUUUAUACUUCAUGCCAUGGUUUGCAAGAUGGUUUGUUUUACCAAUUACAAACUUGUUUAAAAACAUGAGAGAAAUAAGAAAAACUAAAAAGCUACAAAAGAAAAGUAAAGGAUUGAAUGAGUCGGAGUUGAAGAAAAUAGAUAAGCCAAGAUUAUAA
This is a messenger RNA of Lodderomyces pseudojiufengensis, 765 nucleotides long. RefSeq lists its product as uncharacterized. Gene Ontology annotation, cellular component: mitochondrion. Bases 1 to 765 code for a protein of 254 amino acids. The record is from RefSeq and is a predicted model, not a curated record. Lineage: Eukaryota; Fungi; Ascomycota; Pichiomycetes; Serinales; Debaryomycetaceae. The transcript has a single exon.